AAACUUUUCCUACGGCUCUGGGCGUGUCGCAGCGGUAGCUGGAGAGGAAGCGCUCCGCCGCCCUCCCGCGCGCCCGCCCGCCGCGUCCUCCGCUGCUUCUCCGGCCGGAGCCCGGCGCCCAGUCGCCCCGUCGCGCUCUGCCCCGAGGGCAUGCGGCAGCCGCAGGGGCCCCCGCUCCCGGGCUUGGCGGCGCGGGUGAACGUGAGCGGAUGUUCACUUCUUCUCCACAAUGAAUGAGUGUCACUAUGAUAAGCACAUGGACUUUUUUUAUAAUAGGAGCAACACUGAUACUGUCGAUGACUGGACAGGAACAAAGCUUGUGAUUGUUUUGUGUGUUGGGACGUUUUUCUGCCUGUUUAUUUUUUUUUCUAAUUCUCUGGUCAUCGCGGCAGUGAUCAAAAACAGAAAGUUUCAUUUCCCCUUCUACUACCUGUUGGCUAAUUUAGCUGCUGCCGAUUUCUUCGCUGGAAUUGCCUAUGUAUUCCUGAUGUUUAACACAGGCCCAGUUUCAAAAACUUUGACUGUCAACCGCUGGUUUCUCCGCCAGGGGCUUCUGGACACUAGCUUGACUGCUUCCCUCACCAACUUGCUGGUUAUUGCCGUGGAGAGGCACAUGUCAAUCAUGAGGAUGCGGGUCCAUAGCAACCUGACCAAAAAGAGGGUGACGCUGCUCAUUUUGCUUGUCUGGGCCAUCGCCAUUUUUAUGGGGGCGGUCCCCACACUGGGCUGGAAUUGCCUCUGCAACAUCUCUGCCUGCUCUUCCCUGGCCCCCAUUUACAGCAGGAGUUACCUUGUUUUCUGGACAGUGUCCAACCUCAUGGCCUUCUUCAUCAUGGUUGUGGUGUACCUGCGGAUCUACAUGUACGUCAAGAGGAAAACCAACGUCUUGUCUCCUCAUACAAGUGGGUCCAUCAGCCGCCGGAGGACACCCAUGAAGCUAAUGAAGACGGUGAUGACUGUCUUAGGGGCGUUUGUGGUAUGCUGGACCCCAGGCCUGGUGGUUCUGCUCCUCGACGGCCUGAACUGCAGGCAGUGUGGCGUGCAGCACGUGAAAAGGUGGUUCCUGCUGCUGGCACUGCUCAACUCCAUCAUGAACCCCAUCAUCUACUCCUACAAGGACGAGGACAUGUAUGGCACCAUGAAGAAGAUGAUCUGCUGCUUCUCUCAGGAGAACCCAGAGAGGCGUCCCUCUCGCAUCCCCUCCGCAGUCCUCAGCAGGAGUGACACAGGCAGCCAGUACAUAGAGGAUAGUAUUAGCCAAGGUGCAGUCUGCAAUAAAAGCAGUUCCUAAACUCCGGAUGCCUCUCGGCCCACCCAGGCCUCCUCUGGGAAAAGAGCUGUUAAGAAUGGUUACCUGUCUCUAACAAAGCCCAUGUGCAGUGUUAUUUGAGGUCUCCACUAAUCACUGCUAGAUUUCUUUA
This is a messenger RNA of Nomascus leucogenys (northern white-cheeked gibbon), 1421 nucleotides long. It is a transcript of the gene LPAR3, whose product is annotated as lysophosphatidic acid receptor 3. Gene Ontology annotation, cellular component: membrane. The transcript has 3 exons. Gene Ontology annotation, molecular function: lysophosphatidic acid receptor activity. The coding region runs from base 230 to 1291 and encodes 353 amino acids. Gene Ontology annotation, biological process: G protein-coupled receptor signaling pathway. The record is from RefSeq and is a predicted model, not a curated record. Lineage: Eukaryota; Metazoa; Chordata; Mammalia; Primates; Hylobatidae.